This is a messenger RNA of Pleuronectes platessa (European plaice), 1791 nucleotides long. RefSeq names its product epsin 3b (gene epn3b). NCBI's taxonomy places the organism in Eukaryota, Metazoa, Chordata, Actinopteri, Pleuronectiformes, Pleuronectidae. The transcript is spliced from 12 exons. Gene Ontology annotation, molecular function: phospholipid binding; clathrin binding. Bases 1 to 1791 code for a protein of 596 amino acids. Gene Ontology annotation, biological process: endocytosis. The record is from RefSeq and is a predicted model, not a curated record. Gene Ontology annotation, cellular component: clathrin vesicle coat; plasma membrane; endosome.
AUGAGCAAUGGACAAGCCCUGCGCCGGCAGGUGAAGAACAUUGUGCACAACUAUUCAGAAGCAGAGAUCAAGGUUCGCGAGGCCACCUCCAACGAUCCAUGGGGCCCAUCCUCAUCCCUCAUGUCCGAGAUCGCGGACUUGACCUUCAAUGUGGUGGCGUUCGCUGAGGUCAUGGGCAUGGUCUGGAAACGCCUCAACGACAGCGGCAAGAACUGGAGACAUGUCUACAAGGCCCUGACUCUGUUGGAUUACCUGCUGAAGACAGGAUCAGAGAGAGUCGCUCACCAGUGUCGUGAGAACGCAUUCACGAUUCAGACACUGCGUGACUUCCAGUACAUGGACCGUGACGGCAGAGACCAGGGGGCUAACGUGAGGGAAAAGGCUCGCCAGCUGGUGUGUCUCCUGCGGGACGAGGAGCGGCUCCGCCAGGAGAGGAGUCAAGCCCUGAAGACCAAGGAGCGAAUGGCUGGGGGGGGCAGCGGAGGAGGCGGUGGUGUGUACGGAGGCAUCCCCCCGUCUUAUCACCCCGGUAGGCGAACGAGCCAGCCCAGCAUGGCUGUGCUGUACGGCGAGGAGUUCAGCCGCUCCAGAGGCUCUCCGUCCUCCUUUAACUCCUCGUCGUCGUCCCCUCGCGCCGCCUCAGACCUGGAGCAGGCCCGGCCUCAGACCAGCGGGGAGGAGGAGCUGCAGCUCCAGCUCGCCUUAGCCAUGAGCAGGGAGGAGAGUCAGAAGGAGCAGCGCUGUCGCCAAGGAGACGAGUCUCUGUUACAGAAGGCAUUGGAUGAGAGCCGGAGAGAGAGCCACUCAGGGACUCAGGAGUCAGCCAUGUUGGACCUGGUGGACAUAUUUGGCGCAUCAUCUGAGCACCCGCCCCCCCCCAGUGACCCUUGGAACUCAGCUCAGCCCGCCCAUGAUGUCAACUCAGACCCCUGGGACUCUGUAGGAGUUCACUGCAGCACUCCUGUGAUUGGUAGCCCUUGGAAAGCCCCUCCCUCCUCAUCCAACGCAUCCAAUCCUUGGGAACCAUGUGCAGACCCAAGCACGGAGCCCUGGGAAGAAGCGCCGACCUCCUCCAGUCCUGUAAAUCAUGCAUGGGACAACCCAACAGACGGAGAUGUCGAUGGGACAGAUCCGUUUGCUGCGCAGGAAGAGGAGAAGCCUAAAGAGGAGGUUCCUCAAGUGACCUCACCUCAACAUUCUAGUCCCACAGAUGAAGAGCUGUUUGGGAUAAAACCAGACUCUGACCCGUUUUCUGCAGCGGAUUCGAAAACCGAUGCAUUUGGGGCUGCUCCUCUGGUAAAUGGACGAGAGUCUGACAGCCCAGAGAUGUUCGACCUGUCCCGGCUCGCACCUCCACUCAGCGCACCGCCGACACGUGUGUGUCGUACCCCAGAGACCUUCCUGGGACCUACGGGGGCCUCGCUGGUCAACUUAGAUGCUCUGAUACCCACCAACCCUCUUAGCAAAAUGCACAACAACCCCUUUCUCUUAGGUCUGAGUGCUCCGUCUCCCACCAACCCCUUCCACUGCGACCAGCCUCGCCUCACCCUCAACCAAAUGAGACCAUCCUCCACCUCCCCGCUGCCCCCUCACAUGCUCUCCUACAGCCCGUCGCUGCCUCUCCCUCUCCACCACCGGCAGCCCGUCCUCCCCUCCUCUCUCACACAGCCUCCUGCUGGACUCCUGGACCUCCCCUCCAACCUCCCCCAGCCCCUGCUCCCUCUGUCUCCGCGACCGGCAGCCCGCAGUCAGUCCCAGACGCAGACACACAGCCACAACCCCUUCCUCUGA